This is a messenger RNA of Debaryomyces fabryi, 792 nucleotides long. RefSeq lists its product as uncharacterized. The coding region runs from base 1 to 792 and encodes 263 amino acids. Gene Ontology annotation, biological process: regulation of ERK1 and ERK2 cascade; negative regulation of SCF-dependent proteasomal ubiquitin-dependent catabolic process; negative regulation of protein binding. The transcript has a single exon. NCBI's taxonomy places the organism in Eukaryota, Fungi, Ascomycota, Pichiomycetes, Serinales, Debaryomycetaceae. The record is from RefSeq and is a predicted model, not a curated record. Gene Ontology annotation, molecular function: F-box domain binding. Gene Ontology annotation, cellular component: nucleoplasm; cytoplasm.
AUGGAAAAUGAUAAUGAUAUGAAUAUUGAUGGAGAAGCCUCAGAAAUAUCGCCGUCGGUUUGGUUAGGGUCGUACUCGGUGCUUUCACAGCAGCCAUUUUUGGACGCAAAGAAUAUCAAGGUGAUCAUCAAUUGUUCGCCUACAUGUAAAUUCUUGAAAGAAUUGAGUGCCAGUGGCAUGAGCAUGUCUUCGGAUUUGGUCAUAUUGCUGUUGGACCCGCCGUUUGAUUCUGGAAAGGUGACAGACGAUGAGAUGCCUCUUUUGAACGACUACAUGAGCAGAUUCAAUCGAAUUUUGCAAAAUUACAUUAGUUUUUUCUACAACUUGAAUCCAGAAGUAAAUAAUCUAAUCCACAAGUUUCCACAGAACAAGCCGCUCAACAUUAGCAGUCCAAUAUUGACGGGAAAUUUGAAAGAGCAAUUUUUCAACAUCAACCGCUUGCUUAAAUUGUUAAAAAAUAUGAACAACUCUAUUGGGACGCUUAUAGUGUCGCCCGAUGGAAACAGCCAACUCUCUACUGGUGUGGCUAUGUCUUAUCUUAUGGAUAACUAUAAUUUCAACUUUGAUGCCAGCUACACUAACCUCAAAAUCACAAGGCCUCUGAUUAUUCCCUUGAAUUAUCAGUAUUAUGACGACUUGCUUAUAAUUGAAAACUUGAAGAAGUUUUACCAGGAAAAUACGUCGAUAAAGCAGACUAAUAACGUGUUGUUGACAACAAACUGCAAUUUGAAGAGGAAGAAUGAUUAUGAUUAUAUCUGGGUAGGUGGGUCCAAACGAAAGAACGUAGAAUGA